Messenger RNA from Gopherus evgoodei (Goodes thornscrub tortoise), 19469 nucleotides. RefSeq names its product neuroblast differentiation-associated protein AHNAK-like. The coding region runs from base 242 to 18580 and encodes 6112 amino acids. The record is from RefSeq and is a predicted model, not a curated record. The transcript is spliced from 5 exons. Gene Ontology annotation, molecular function: protein binding. Gene Ontology annotation, biological process: regulation of RNA splicing. Lineage: Eukaryota; Metazoa; Chordata; Testudines; Testudinidae. Gene Ontology annotation, cellular component: nucleus; cytoplasm; costamere.
CGUCCACUUCGUGCGCUCCGCCGCCGGGACAGGACCGGACCCUGCGUGCCAGGGAGCAGCCACCGCCGCCAGGAAUCCGGGAGCGGGCUCGGGGCUGGGCAGUACCGGGACCCUGCCGGGCAUGGCUGUACCGGGAGGCUGAGAGCCACUGACCCGCAGGCUGGGAAGUUGAUACCGAAGGUCAGCAAGUGAAGAGAGGAAUUCCUGGGGCGGUUCCAGCCAGGACCAAAGUCCCAACAAGAUGGAGAAGGAAGAGGAGGAAACACGGGAGAUCCUGCUCCCCAAUUGGAAAGGAAGCGGCUCUCACGGAAUCACCAUUGACCAGACGGAAGAUGGGGUCUUUGUGAAGCAGGUGGUGCAGACUUCCCCUGCUGCCAGAACUGUGAAGGAAGGGGAUCAGAUUGUGAGCGCCACUAUCUAUUUCGACAACCUGCAGUCCGGAGAGGUCACGCAGCUGCUGAACAGCAUGGGCCACCACACGGUGGGGCUGCGGCUGCAGCGAAAGGGGGACAAGUCUCCAUUGCCGGGACAGUCAUGGUCACAUGAUGUGUUCUCACCCAGGAGCCCAGAAGUUGUUCUGAGUGGGGAUGAUGAAGAGUACAGGAGAAUAUACACAACAAAAAUUAAACCACGUCUGAAGUCGGAAGAUGCAGCAGAAGCUGAACACACAGAAAGCAGAACCAUUACCGUCACGAAAAAGGUCACAGCUUAUACCGUAGAUGUCACUGGACACGAGGGAGCAAGAGAGAUUGACAUCAGCAGCCCAGAAUUUAAAGUUAAGAUUCCAAGCCAUCAAGUCACCCAUAUAACAACAUCAGAAAUUGAAAAAGGACCUGGAAAAACCGUGAUCAAAAUACCACAGGUGGAUUUAUCUGGGAAAACAGACCUCAGUAUGGGUAGACCUAGUGGCAUCUCAUAUUCUGGACCAACAGUCGAAUCAUCCACCAAAAGGCUGGACUUUGGUACCCCUGACGUGCACAUGAAAGAGCCCAAGGUGGGCACUGAGAUAAAUGUCUCAGGACCUCAAGUCACAGGCGUUCACUUGAGAACCCAAACAGACUUUAAGCCAGCAGAAAUUCAAGUUCCAGGUGUGGACGUUGUCAAAUCGGUUAAUGUUUCUGGCACUAGAGUCACAAGCCCAGAGGGCAGCUUGCCCAGAAUCGAUGCAAAUGGACAGAGGGGAAACCUGGAUGCAAAUAUUCAUAUUACUGGCCCUAAACUAAAUGGAAAAAUGGGUGUUUCAGGCAUUGAGGUUAAAACUGAAGUUCCAGGAGGCAAACUGCCGCAAUUUGAUAUUUCAGACUCCAAGAUAAGAAGUGAUAGAGAAGGUCCCAAAGUUGAUGUAUCAUUUUCAAAAAUCAAGGCUCCUUCAGUUGAUAUUUCUGGCCCUAAGAUUCAAGGUGAUAUCAAAGCUCCAAGGGUGGACAUUCCUCUUUCGAGCAUCGAAUGUGAUAUGCAGGACAUUAAAGCUCCAGAAAUUAACAUUGAAAGCCCAGGAAAAAUAAAAAUGCCUGUAAUGAAGAUGCCUAAAUUUGGCUUCUCACCUUCAGCUUCUGAUACUGAUGUUCGAGCACCACAGGCAGGUGUAGACAUUUCUGUGCCAAAGAUACAGGCUCCUCACCUGGAUAUCACAACUCCAUCUGUUCAUAUGGAAGAUCCAAAGGAAAAACUGAAAAGUACAGUGCCUUCAGGGGAAGGUGCUAACAUUGCAAAGCCACAUGUGGGUGUGGCUCUCAAAGGACCUCAGUUGAAGGGAGUGGUGGAAGUGUCCUCUCCAACACUAGAAGGUCCCAGAGUUGGUGUCAAGGGUCCCAAGGUUGAUCUUGCAGCUCCUGAUGUUGAUGUUCAAAGUGAUGAAGGAAAAAUAAAAUUGCCCUCAAUGAAAUUUCCUAAAUUUACUGCAUCAGGUUUCAAAGGAGAAGGCCCUGGUGUGGGUGUAACGCUUCCUAAGGGGGAGAUUACUAUUGCAGGCCCCAAGGUAGACAUCAGCACACCAGAUAUAGGCACUGGAGGAGAAUGGAAGGUCCCCAAAUUUAGGAAGCCUGAAUUAAUUAGUCAGACACCAAAAAUUUCUAUGUCGGAUGUGGACCUGAGUCUGAAAAACCCUAGCCUGAAGGCAGAUGUGGGUAUUUCAGGGCCAAGGAUCGAAGGGGAUCUGAAAGGACCCACUGUGGAUAUUAAAGGCCCCAAACUAGACACUGAAGCUCCUGGCAUUGACCUUGAAAGUCCUGAAGGUCAGUUGAAAGGGCCCAAGUUCUCAAUGCCUUCUUGGAAAAUGUCACCAUCAAAAGUAUCCAUGCCGGAUGUGGAUGUGAAUCUGAAAGGGCCUAAAGUGAAGGGAGACAUGGAUGUUUCCAUCCCACAAAUAGGAGGUGACUUGAAGGGACCUCAGAUUGACAUAAAAGGCCCCAAGCUAGAUAUAGAUGCUCCUGACAUUGACAUCAAAGUGCCAGAAGGACACCUGACAGGUCCCAAAUUUAAGAUGCCUGAAAUGCACAUCAAGACCCCUAAAAUCUCCAUGCCAGACAUCGACUUGAAUCUGAAGGGUCCUAAGCUGAAAGGAGAUGUGGAUGUUUCAGUGCCAAAGUUGGAAGGGGAGUUGAAAGCUCCUGGCAUUGACAUUAAAGGUCCGAAAGUGGACAUUGAUGCGCCAGAUGUGGAUAUUCAUGGCCCAGAUGGUAAACUGAAAAUGCCUAAACUGAAAAUGCCAAAAUUCAGCGUGCCUGGGCUGAAAGGGGAGGGACCAGACGUGGAUGUAACACUUCCAAAGGGGAAGCUGGAUAUUUCUGGUCCGAAGGUACAAAUUGAUGCUCCAGCUUUGGACAUUGAAGGACCCAAGGGAGAACUAAAAGGUCCCAAAUUUAAGAUGCCUGAAAUGCACAUCAAGACACCAAAAAUCUCCAUGCCAGACAUCGACUUGAAUCUGAAGGGUCCUAAGCUGAAAGGAGAUGUGGAUGUUUCAGUGCCAAAGCUGGAAGGGGAGUUGAAAGCUCCUGGCAUUGACAUUAAAGGUCCAAAAGUGGACAUUGAUGCGCCAGAUGUGGAUAUUCAUGGCCCAGAUGGUAAACUGAAAAUGCCUAAACUGAAAAUGCCAAAAUUCAGUGUGCCUGGGCUGAAAGGGGAGGGACCAGACGUGGAUGUAACACUUCCAAAGGGGAAGCUGGAUAUUUCUGGUCCGAAGGUACAAAUUGAUGCUCCAGGUUUGGACGUUGGAGGACCCAAGGGAGAAUUAAAAGGUCCCAAAUUUAAGAUGCCUGAAAUGCACAUCAAGACACCAAAAAUCUCCAUGCCAGAUGUGGACAUGAAUCUAAAAGCCCCCAAGCUGAAGGGAGAUGUUGAUAUUUCAGGGCCAAGGAUAGAAGGGGAUCUGAAAGGACCCACUGUGGACAUUAAAGGCCCCAAACUAGACACUGAAGCUCCUGGCAUUGACCUUGAAAGUCCUGAAGGUCAGUUGAAAGGGCCCAAGUUCUCAAUGCCUUCUUGGAAAAUGUCACCAUCAAAAGUAUCCAUGCCGGAUGUGGAUGUGAAUCUGAAAAGGCCUAAAGUGAAGGGAGACAUGGAUGUUUCCAUCCCACAAAUAGGAGGUGACUUGAAGGGACCUCAGAUUGACAUAAAAGGCCCCAAGCUAGAUAUAGAUGCUCCUGACAUUGACAUCAAAGUGCCAGAAGGACAUCUGACAGGUCCCAAAUUUAAGAUGCCUGAAAUGCACAUCAAGACCCCUAAAAUCUCCAUGCCAGACAUUGACUUGAAUCUGAAGGGUCCUAAGCUGAAAGGAGAUGUGGAUGUUUCAGUGCCAAAGCUGGAAGGGGAGUUGAAAGCUCCUGGCAUUGACAUUAGAGGUCCAAAAGUGGACAUUGAUGCGCCAGAUGUAGAUAUUCACGGUCCAGAUGGUAAACUGAAAAUGCCUAAACUGAAAAUGCCAAAAUUCAGUGUGCCUGGGCUGAAAGGGGAGGGACCAGACGUGGAUGUAACACUUCCAAAGGGGGAGCUGGAUAUUUCCGGUCCGAAGGUACAAAUUGAUGCUCCAGGUUUGGAUGUUGAAGGACCCAAGGGAGAACUAAAAGGUCCCAAAUUUAAGAUGCCUGAAAUGCACAUCAAGACCCCUAAAAUCUCCAUGCCAGACAUCGACUUGAAUCUGAAGGGUCCUAAGCUGAAAGGAGAUGCGGAUGUUUCAGUGCCAAAGCUGGAAGGGGAGUUGAAAGCUCCUGGCAUUGACAUUAGAGGUCCAAAAGUGGACAUUGAUGCGCCAGAUGUAGAUAUUCAUGGCCCAGAAGGUAAAUUCAAAAUGCCCAAAUUCAAAAUGCCCAAGUUUGGAAUGCCUGGGUUAAAAGGGGAGGGACCAGAUGUGGAUGUAAGCCUUCUGAAAGGGGAGAUUGAGCUCUCAGGUCCAAAAGUAGGCUUUGAUGCUCCUGAUUUGGAUUUUGAAGGGCCAGAAGGAAAACUGAAAGGUCCCAAAUUUAAGAUGCCUGAAAUGCACAUCAAGGCACCCAAAAUCUCCAUGCCAGAUGUUGAUUUACACUUGAAAGGUCCUAAACUGAAGGGAGAUGUAGAUGUUGCUGUUCCGAAGAUACAAGGUGAUUUGAAAGGUCCUGAAUUUGAUCUUAAAAGCCCCAAAGUUGACAUUGAUGCACCAGUAGUGGAUAUUCAUGGCCCAGAUGGUAAACUCACAAUGCCUAAACUGAAAAUGCCUAAAUUUGGUGUACCUGGGCUGAAAGGGGAGGGACCAGAUGUGGAUAUAGCACUUCCAAAGGGAGAGGUGGAUAUUUCUGGUCCCAAGAUAGAUAUAGAUGCUCCAGGUUUGAACAUUGAAGGGCCUGAAGGACAUCUGAAAGGUUCCAAAUUUAAGGUGCCUGAAAUGCACAUCAAGACCCCUAAAAUCUCCAUGCCAGACAUUGACUUGAAUCUGAAGGGCCCUAAGCUGAAGGGAGAUGUGGAUGUUUCUGUUCCAAAGCUGGAAGGGGAAUUGAAAGCUCCUGGAAUUGACAUUAAAGGCCCCAAAAUGGAUAUUGAUGCACCAGAUGUGGAUAUUCACGGCCCAGACAGUAAACUGAAAAUGCCUAAACUGAAAAUGCCUAAAUUUGGUGUACCUGGGCUGAAAGGAGAGGGACCAGAAAUGGAUAUAACAUUUCCAAAAGGGGAUGUGGAUAUUUCCGGUCCCAAAGUGAACAUUGAUACCCCAAGUUUAGACACUGAAGGGCCAGAAGGUAAAGUGAAAGGUCCAAAGUUUAAACUGCCUGAGCUAAAUAUUCAGACACCCAAAGUCUCCAUGCCAGAUGUGGACCUAGGUUUGAAGGCAUCUAAACUCAAAGGAGAUGUGGAUAUCUCUGUUCCAAAGAUAGAAGGUGAUUUGAAAGGACCCAGCAUGGACGUUAAGGGGCCUCAAAUUGAUAUUGAAGGUCCCCAAAUGGAUAUUGACGUGCCUGAUAUGGACUUGGAAUGUCCAGAAGGCAAACUGAAAGGUCCCAAAUUUAGGAUGCCUAAAAUGAAUAUCAAGGCCCCUAAAAUCUCCAUGCCAGAUGUUGAUCUGAAUCUAAAGGCACCUAAACUGAAAGGAGAGAUGGAUGUUUCUGUUCCAAAGAUGGGAGGUGAUUUUAAAGGACCCAGCAUUGACAUUAAGGGCCCCAAAGUUGACACUGAUGUUCCUGAUGUUGACCUUGAAUGUCCAGAAGCCAAACUGAAAAUGCCAAAAAUGAAGUUUCCAAAGUUUGGCAUGCCUGGCUUCAAAGGAGAGGGUCCUGACAUGGAUGUGAAACUCCCUAAGGGACAGGUGGAUAUUUGCGGUCCCAAAGUGGAUAUUGAUGCUCCAGGUUUGGACAUUGAAGGACCAGAUGGAAAAAUAAAAGGUCCCAAAUUUAAGAUGCCUGAAAUGCACAUCAAGACCCCUAAAAUCUCCAUGCCAGACAUUGACCUAAAUUUGAAAGGUCCCAAACUAAAAGGAGACGUGGAUGUUUCUAUUCCAAAGCUAGAAGGUGAUUUGAAAGGUCCUGAUGUUGACAUCAGUGCCCCCUCAAUAGAUAUUAAUGCACCAGAUAUUGAGCUGCAGGGUUCAGGUGGAAAACUGAAAAUGCCCAAAAUGAAGAUGCCUCAAUUUAAUGUGUCAGGCACUAAACUUGAAGGACCUGAUAUAGAUGUAAAAGUGCCAAAGGGAGAGGUUGAUAUUUCAGCUCCCAAGGUAGAUAUAGAGGCUCCAGAGCUGGACCUUGAAGGCCCAGAAGGCAAAUGGAAAGGACCUAAAUUUAAAAUGCCUAAAUUGAAUAUUAAAGCACCUAAAAUCUCCAUGCCGGAUGUAGACUUGAAUCUCAAGGCACUGAAAAUGAAGGGGGAGAUGGAUGUUACUGUUCCAAAGAUAGAAGCUGAUUUGACAGGACCUGAAAUUGAUAUUAAAGGGCCAAAAUUAGACACUGAGGCACCUGAUAUGGAUCUUGAGUGUCCUGAAGGAAAACUGAAAGGGGCAAAAUUCUCAAUGCCUUCUUGGAAAAUGUCACCAUCAAAAAUAUCCAUGCCAGAUGUGGACUUAAAUUUGAAAGGGCCCAAACUGAAGGGAGACUUGGAUGUUUCUGUCCCAAAGAUAGAAGGUGACUUGAAAGGACCUGAGAUUGACAUGAAAGGCCCCAAAUUGGAUGUUGAUGCACCGGACAUCGGCAUUGAUGGGCCAGAAGGAAAAAUGAAAGGUCCCAAAUUUAAAAUGCCUGAAAUGCACAUCAAGGCCCCAAAAAUCUCUGUUCCUGAUGUAGACCUGAAUUUAAAAGCCCCUAAAAUAAAAGGGGAAGUUGAUAUCUCAGCUCCUAAAUUUGAAGGAAAUUUGAAAGGUCCUGAUUUUGAUAUCAAAGGUCCCAAGGUUGAUAUUGAUGCACCAGAUGUGGAUAUUCAUGGCCCAGAUGGUAAAUUCAGAAUGCCCAAAUUCAGAAUGCCCAAAUUCAGCAUGCCUGGGUUCAAAGGAGAGGGACCAGAGGUGGAUGUGAAGCUUCCAAAAGGGGAGAUGGAUAUUUCCGGUCCCAAGAUAGACAUUGAUGCUCCGCAGUUGGACGUUGAAGGUCCUGAAGGAAGGCUGAAAGGUCCUAAAUUUAAGAUGCCUGAAAUGCACAUCAAGGCGCCUAAAAUCUCCAUGCCAGAAAUUGAUUUGAAUGUGAAAGGUCCUAAAUUGAAGGGGGAUGUGGAUGUUUCUGUUCCAAACCUGGAAGGUGACUUGAGGGGGCCUGAAUUUAAUCUCCAAGGCCCCAAAGUUGACAUAGAUGCACCAGAUAUGGAUAUACACGGCCCAGAAGGUAAACUCAAAAUGCCUAAAUUCAAAAUGCCCAAAUUUGGCAUGCCUGGGUUCAAAGGGGAAGGCCCGGAUGUGGAUGUAAAACUUCCGAAGGGGAACGUGGAUAUUUCUGGGCCCACGGUAGACAUAGAUGCCCCAGAUUUGAACAUUGAAGGUCCAGAGGGAAAGCUGAAAGGUCCCAAAUUUAAGAUGCCUGACAUGCAUGUCAAGGCACCUAAAAUCUCCAUGCCAGAUUUUGAUUUGAACCUGAAAGGACCUAAAGUGAAGGGGGAUGUGGAUGUUUCUGUACCAAAGCUAGAAGGGGAUUUGAAAGGGCCUGAGUUUGAUAUCAAAGGUCCCAAAGUGGACAUUGAUGCUCCAGAUCUUGAUAUUGAAGGUCCUGAAGGAAAAUGGAAAGGCCCCAAAUUUAAGAUGCCUGAAAUGCACAUCAAGGCACCUAAAAUCUCCAUGCCUGACAUCGACUUUAAUUUGAAAGGCCCUAAAGUGAAGGGGGAUGUGGAUGUUUCUGUACCAAAGAUAGAAGGGGAUUUGAAAGGGCCUGAGGUUGAUAUCAGAGGCCCUAAACUGGAUGUUGAUGUUCCUGAGGUUGACCUGCAGGGACCAGAGGGAAGAUGGAAAGGUCCUAAAUUUAAGAUGCCUGAGAUGCACAUCAAGGCACCUAAAAUCUCCAUGCCAGACAUUGACUUGAAUUUGAAAGGCCCUAAAGUGAAGGGAGAUGUGGAUGUUUCUGUUCCAAAGAUUGAGGGUGAUUUGAAAGGUCCUGAAGUUGAUCUUAAAGGCCCCAAAGUUGACAUUGAUGCACCAGAUAUGGAUCUUCAUGGCCCAGAAGGUAAAUUUAAAAUGCCUAAGUUCAAAAUGCCCAAGUUUGGAAUGCCUGGGUUCAAAGGAGAGGGACCAGACGUGGAUGUAAGCCUUCCGAAAGGGGAGAUUGAUCUCUCAGGUCCAAAAGUAGACAUUGAUGCUCCUGAUUUGGAUAUUGAAGGGCCAGAAGGACACCUGAAAGGUCCCAGAUUUAAGAUGCCUGAAAUGCACAUCAAGGCACCUAAAAUCUCCAUGCCAGAUGUAGAUUUGAAUUUGAAAGGCCCUAAAGUGAAGGGGGAUGUGGAUGUGUCUGUUCCAAAUAUUGAGGGUGAUUUGAAAGGUCCUGAGUUUGAUAUCAGAGCCCCCAAAGUUGACAUUGAUGCACCAGACAUGGAUCUUCAUGGCCCAGAAGGUAAAUUUAAAAUGCCUAAAUUCAAAAUGCCCAAAUUCAGCAUGCCUGGGUUCAAAGGAGAGGGACCAGAGGUGGACGUGAAGCUUCCGAAAGGGGAGAUGGAUAUUUCUGGUCCCAAGAUAGACACUGAUGCUCUGGAGUUGGAUAUUGAAGGUCCUGAAGGAAGGCUGAAAGGACCCAAAUUUAAAAUGCCUGAAAUGCACAUCAAAGCACCAAAAAUCUCCAUGCCAGACAUUGACUUAAACAUAAAAGGUCCCAAAAUGAAAGGAGAUGUAGAUGUUUCUCUUCCAAAGCUAGAAGGUGACUUGAAGGGUCCUGAAUUUCAUCUCCAAGGCCCCAAAGUUGACAUUGAUGCACCAGAUAUGGAUGUUCAUGGCCCAGAGGGUAAAUUCAAAAUGCCUAAAUUCAAAAUGCCCAAGUUUGGAAUGCCUGGGUUCAAAGGGGAGGGACCAGACUUGGAUGUAAACCUUCCAAAAGAGGAGAUUGAUCUCUCAGGUCCAAAAGUAGACAUUGAUGCUCCUGAUUUGGAAAUUGAAGGUCCAGAUGGGAAAUGGAAAGGUCCUAAAUUUAAGAUGCCUGAAAUGCACAUAAAGGCACCCAAAAUCUCCAUGCCAGAUGUUGAUUUACACUUGAAAAGCCCUAAUGUGAAGGGAGAUGUGGAUGUGUCAGUUCCAAAAAUUGAGGGUGAUUUGAAAGGGCCUGAGUUUGAUAUUAAAGGCCCCAAAGUUGACAUUGAUGCACCAGACAUGGAUAUUCAUGGCCCAGAAGGUAAACUCAAAAUGCCUAAAUUCAAAAUGCCUAAAUUUGGCAUGCCUGGGUUCAAAGGGGAGGGCCCUGAUGUGGAUAUAAAACUUCCUAAGGGAGAGGUGGAUAUUUCUGGGCCAAAGGUAGACAUAGAUACCCCAGAUUUGAACAUUGAAGGUCCAGAGGGAAAGCUGAAAGGUCCCAAAUUUAAGAUGCCUGAAAUGCAUGUCAAUGUUCCUAAAAUCUCCAUGCCAGACAUUGAUUUGAAUUUGAAAGGUCCUAAAUUGAAGGGGGAUGUGGAUGUUUCUGUACCAAAACUAGAAGGGGAUUUGAAAGGGCCCGAGUUUGAUAUCAAGGGUCCCAAAAUGGACAUUGAUGCUCCAGAUCUUGAUAUUGAAGGUCCUGAAGGAAAAUGGAAAGGCCCCAAAUUCAAGAUGCCUGACAUGCAUUUUAAAGUACCUAAAAUCUCCAUGCCAGACGUUGACUUUAAUUUGAAAGGUCCUAAAGUCAAGGGGGAUGUGGAUGUUUCUGUUCCAAAACUAGAAGGGGAUUUGAAAGGCCCUGAGGUUGAUAUCAGAGGCCCUAAAUUGGAUGUUGAUGUUCCUGAGGUUGACAUAGAGGGACCAGAGGGAAAGCUGAAAGGCCCUAAAUUUAAAAUGCCUGAAAUGCACAUCAAGGCACCUAAAAUCUCCAUGCCAGAUUUUGAUUUGAACCUGAAAGGACCUAAAGUGAAGGGGGAUGUGGAUGUUUCUGUACCAAAGCUAGAAGGGGAUUUGAAAGGGCCUGAGUUUGAUAUCAAAGGUCCCAAAGUGGACAUUGAUGCUCCAGAUCUUGAUAUUGAAGGUCCUGAAGGAAAAUGGAAAGGCCCCAAAUUUAAGAUGCCUGAAAUGCACAUCAAGGCACCUAAAAUCUCCAUGCCAGACAUCGACUUUAAUUUGAAAGGCCCUAAAGUGAAGGGGGAUGUGGAUGUUUCUGUUCCAAAACUACAAGGGGACUUGAAAGGCCCUGAGGUUGAUAUUAAAGGGCCUAAAUUGGAUAUAGAUGCCCCGGAUGUGGAGAUUGAAGGCCCUGAUGGGAAAUGGAAAAGUCCUAAAUUUAAGAUGCCUGAGAUGCACAUCAAGGCACCUAAAAUCUCCAUGCCAGAUGUUGAUUUACACUUGAAAGGUCCUAAACUGAAGGGAGAUGUGGAUGUGUCUGUUCCAAAGAUUGAGGGUGAUUUGAAGGGGCCUGAGUUUGACAUCAAAGGCCCUAAAAUUGACCUUGAUGCACCAGAUGUGAACCUUCACGGCCCAGAGGGUAAACUCAAAAUGCCUAAAUUCAAAAUGCCCAAAUUUGGAAUGCCUGGGUUCAAAGGGGAGGGACCAGAUGUGGAUGUAAGCAUUCCGAAAGGGGAGAUUGAUCUCUCAGGUCCAAAAGUAGACAUUGAUGCUCCUGAUUUGGAUUUUGAAGGGCCAGAAGGAAAACUGGAAGGUCCCAAAUUUAAGAUGCCUGAAAUGCACAUCAAGGCACCUAAAAUCUCCAUGCCAGAUGUUGAUUUACACUUGAAAGGUCCUAAACUGAAGGGAGAUGUGGAUGUGUCUGUUCCAAAAAUUGAGGGUGACUUGAAGGGGCCUGAGUUUGACAUCAAGGGCCCUAAAAUUGAUCUUGAUGCCCCUGAUGUGGAUCUUCAUGGGCCAGAGGGUAAACUCAAAAUGCCUAAAUUCAAAAUGCCCAAAUUUGGAAUGCCUGGAUUCAAAGGGGAGGGACCAGACGUGGAUGUAAGCCUUCCCAAAGGGGAGAUUGAUCUCUCAGGUCCAAAGGUAGACAUUGAUCCUCCUGAUUUGGAAAUUGAGGGGCCAGAAGGAAAACUGAAAGGUCCUAAAUUUAAGAAGCCUGAAAUGCAUUUUAACGUUCCUAAAAUUUCCAUGCCAGAUAUUGAUUUAAAUUUGAAAGGCCCUAAACUGAAGGGAGAUGUGGAUGUUUCUCUUCCUAAAGUAGGUGGUGAUUUGAAAGGUCCCAAAGUUGAAGUCAAAGGACCAGAUAUUGAUCUUGAGGCUCCAAAACUUGAUAUAGAAGGAAAGACAAAAAAAUCAAGAUUUAAACUUCCUAAAUUUAGUUUUUCUGGCCCUAAAGUUCAAAGCCCUGAUGUGGAUGUGAAACUUAAGAAAUCUGAUAUUGAUAUUUCUGGACCAAAGGUGGAUGUGAGUGCUCCAGAUGUGGACAUUCAGGGGAAAGCAAAAGGAUCUAAAUUUAAAAUGCCUUUCCUAAGUAUUUCAUCACCUAAAGUGUCAAUGCCAGAUGUGGAGUUAAAUCUGAAAGGGCCAAAACUGAAAGGAGACCUAGAUGUUUCUGGCCCAAAGCUAGAAGGGGAUUUAAAAGGGCCUGAAGUUGACCUCAAAAGUCCCCAAAUAGACAUCAGUGCACCAGACGUUGAUAUUCAUGGCCCAGAGGGUAAACUCAAAAUGCCAAAAUUGAAAAUGCCUAAAUUUGGAACACCUGGGUUGAAAGGAGAGGGGCCAGAUAUGGAUGUAAAACUUCCAAAAGGGGAGGUGGAUGUUUCAGGUCCCAAGAUAGACAUUGAUACUCCAGAUUUGGAAAUUGAAACUCCUGAUGGAAAAGUGAAAGGCCCCAAAUUUAAGAUGCCUGAAAUGCAUUUCAAUGUUCCUAAAAUCUCAAUGCCAGACAUUGAUUUGAAUUUGAAAGGCCCUAAAUUGAAGGGAGAUGUGGAUGUUUCUGUACCAAAACUAGAAGGGGAUUUGAAAGGCCCUGAAGUCGAUAUCAAAGGCCCUAAAGUGGAUAUAGAUGUCCCUGAUGUGGAGAUUGAAGGCCCAGAAGGCAAGUGGAAAGGUCCCAAAUUUAAGAUGCCUGAUAUGCAUUUUAAAGCACCUAAAAUCUCCAUGCCAGAUUUUGAUUUGAACCUGAAAGGGCCUAAAGUGAAGGGGGAUAUGGAUGUUUCUGUUCCAAAAUUAGAAGGUGACUUGAAAGGUCCUGAAGUUGAUAUCAAAGGCCCUAAACUGGACAUAGAUGUCCCUGAUGUGGAGAUUGAAGGACCAGAAGGAAAAUGGAAAGGUCCCAAAUUUAAAAUGCCUGACAUGCAUUUUAAAGCACCUAAAAUCUCCAUGCCAGACUUUGAUUUGAACCUGAGAGGCCCUAAAGUGAAGGGGGAUGUGGAUGUUUCCAUACCAGAUUUUGAAGGUGAUAUGAAAGGCCCAGAAGUUGAUAUCAAAGGUCCCAAAUUGGACAUAAAUGCUCCAGAUCUUGACAUUGAGGGUCCAGAGGGAAAACUGAAAGGCCCCAAAUUUAAGAUGCCUGAAAUGCAUUUUGAUGUUCCUAAAAUCUCCAUGCCAGACAUUGAUUUGAAUUUGAAAGGUCCUAAACUGAAGGGGGAUGUGGAUGUUUCUGUACCAAAAUUAGAAGGGGAUUUGAAAGGCCCAGAAGUUGAUAUCAAAGGUCCCAAAGUGGACAUAGACGCCCCUGAUGUGGAGAUUGAAGGUCCAGAUGGGAAAUGGAAAGGCCCCAAAUUCAAGAUGCCUGACAUGCAUUUUAAAGCACCUAAAAUCUCCAUGCCAGACUUUGAUUUGAAUUUGAAGGGUCCUAAAAUCAAGGGGGAUGUGGAUGUUUCUGGCCCUACACUGGAAGGGGAUUUGAAAGGUCCUGAUUUUGAUAUCAAAGCCCCCAAAGUUGACAUUGAUGCACCAGAUGUGGAUAUUCAUGGCCCAGAGGGUAAACUCAAAAUGCCCAAAUUCAAAAUGCCCAAGUUUGGCAUGCCUGGAUUCAAAGGGGAGGGACCAGACGUGGAUGUAAGCCUUCCAAAAGAGGAGAUUGAUCUCUCAGGUCCAAAAGUAGACAUUGAUGCUCCUGAUUUGGAUUUUGAAGGGCCAGAAGGAAAACUGAAAGGUCCCAAAUUUAAGAUGCCUGACAUGCAUUUCAAUGUUCCUAAAAUCUCCAUGCCAGACAUUGAUUUGAGUUUGAAAGGUCCUAAACUGAAGGGGGAUGUGGAUGUUUCUGUACCAAAAUUAGAAGGGGAUUUGAAAGGCCCAGAAGUUGAUAUCAAAGGUCCCAAAGUGGACAUAGACGCUCCUGAUGUGGAGAUUGAAGGUCCAGAUGGGAAAUGGAAAGGCCCCAAAUUCAAGAUGCCUGACAUGCAUUUUAAAGCACCUAAGAUCUCCAUGCCAGAAUUUGAUUUGAAUUUGAAGGGUCCUAAAAUCAAGGGGGAUGUGGAUGUUUCUGGCCCUACACUGGAAGGGGAUUUGAAAGGUCCUGAUUUUGAUAUCAAAGCCCCCAAAGUUGACAUUGAUGCACCAGAUGUGGAUAUUCAUGGCCCAGAGGGUAAACUCAAAAUGCCCAAAUUCAAAAUGCCCAAGUUUGGCAUGCCUGGAUUCAAAGGGGAAGGACCAGACGUGGAUGUAAGCCUUCCAAAAGGGGAGAUUGAUCUCUCAGGUCCAAAAGUAGACAUUGAUGCUCCUGAUUUGGAUUUUGAAGGGCCAGAAGGAAAACUGAAAGGUCCCAAAUUUAAGAUGCCUGACAUGCAUUUCAAUGUUCCUAAAAUCUCCAUGCCAGACAUUGAUUUGAGUUUGAAAGGUCCGAAACUGAAGGGGGAUGUGGAUGUUUCUGUACCAAAAUUAGAAGGGGAUUUGAAAGGCCCAGAAGUUGAUAUCAAAGGUCCCAAAGUGGACAUAGAUGCCCCUGAUGUGGAGAUUGAAGGUCCAGAUGGGAAAUGGAAAGGCCCCAAAUUCAAGAUGCCUGACAUGCAUUUUAAAGCACCUAAAAUCUCCAUGCCAGAAUUUGAUUUGAAUUUGAAGGGUCCUAAAAUCAAGGGGGAUGUGGAAAUUUCUGACCCUAAACUGGAAGGGGAUUUGAAAGGUCCUGAUUUAGAUAUCAAAGCCCCCAAAGUUGACAUUGAGGCACCAGAUGUGGCUAUUCAUGGCCCAGAGGGUAAACUCAAAAUGCCCAAAUUCAAAAUGCCCAAGUUUGGCAUGCCUGGAUUCAAAGGGGAGGGACCAGACGUGGAUGUAAGCCUUCCAAAAGGGGAGAUUGAUCUCUCAGGUCCAAAAGUAGACAUUGAUGCUCCUGAUUUGGAUUUUGAAGGGCCAGAAGGAAAACUGAAAGGUCCCAAAUUUAAGAUGCCUGACAUGCAUUUCAAUGUUCCUAAAAUCUCCAUGCCAGACAUUGAUUUGAAUUUGAAAGGUCCUAAACUGAAGGGGGAUGCGGAAGUUUCUGUACCAAAAUUAGAAGGGGAUUUGAAAGGCCCAGAAGUUGAUAUCAAAGGUCCCAAAGUGGACAUAGAUGCCCCUGAUGUGGAGAUUGAAGGUCCAGAUGGGAAAUGGAAAGGCCCCAAAUUCAAGAUGCCCGACAUGCAUUUUAAAGCACCUCAAAUCUCCAUGCCAGACUUUGAUUUGAAUUUGAAGGGUCCUAAAAUUAAAGGAGACAUGGAUGUUUCUGUCCCUAAGAUAGAAGGUGAUUUAAAAGGUCCAGAGAUAGACAUUAAAUCCCCCAAAAUGUCUGUUGAGGUUCCUGAUCUUGACUUCGAAGGUCCAGAAGGAAAACUGAAAGGUCCUAAAUUUAAGAUGCCAGAAAUGCAUAUUAAAGCACCCAAAAUCUCCAUGCCAGAUUUUGACUUGAAUUUAAAGGGGCCUAAACUGAAGGGAGACAUGGAUGUUUCUGUUCCAAAGAUAGAAGGUGAUUUGAAAGGUCCAGAAAUUGACAUUAAAGGCCCCAAAUUGGACAUAGAUGCACCUGAUAUCAACAUUGAAGGGCCAGAAGGAAAACUGGAAACUCCCAAAUUUAAGAUGCCUGAAAUGCACAUCAAGGCCCCUAAAAUCUCCAUGCCAGAUGUAGACCUGAAUCUAAAGGCACCUAAACUGAAAGGAGACAUAGAUCUUUCUGGUCCAAAAAUAGAGGGUGAUUUGAAAGCUCCUGAAUUUGAUAUCAAAGGUCCCAAAGUGGACAUUGAUGCACCAGACAUCGAUAUUCAUGGCCCUGAAGGAAAACUGAAAUUACCCAAAAUGAAGCUGCCUAAAUUCAGUACGCCUGGGUUCAAAGGGGAAGGCCCGGAUGUGGAUGUAAGUCUUCCAAAGGGAGACGUUGAUAUUUCAGGUCCUAAGAUAGAUAUUGGCACUCCUGAUUUGAACAUUGAAGGUCCAGAAGGAAAACUGAAAGGGCCAAAAUUUAAGAUGCCUGAGAUGCACUUUAAGACACCCAAAAUCUCAAUGCCAGACAUUGAUUUAAAUUUGAAAGGUCAUAAAAUGAAGGGGGACUUCGAUGUUUGUGUUCCCAAGAUUGAGGGUAAUCUUAAAGGUCCUGAAGUUGAUAUCAAAGGCCCAGAAUUUGGGAUUAGAAGUCCUGAGCUUGAUGUUGAGUGUCCAGAUGUGACCACUGAGGGCCUUGAGGGAAAUGUUAAACUUCCCAAAUUUAAGAAACCAAAAUUUGGGUUUGGAAUUAAAAGUCCUAAGGCAGAAAUCAAGUCUCCUGAAGUGGAUAUUGGUGUCCCGGAAGGUGAACUGAAUGUGGAGUCUCCUGAUAUUGGCAUUUCUGGCAAAGGAAAAAAAAGCAAAUUUAAAAUGCCUAAACUUCAUAUGAGUGGCCCUAAAAUUAAAGGAAAGAAGGGUGGAUUUGAUAUGAAUCUACCCAGUGGUGAGAUAGAUGCAAAUUUGAAAUCUCCUGAUUUAGAUCUCAAUGUAACUGGUCCAGAGGCAACAAUAAAAGGAGAUAUUAAUGUCAAAUCCCCGAAAGGAAAGAAACCAAUGUUUGGGAAAAUCUCUUUUCCAGAUGUUGAGUUUGAUAUUAAAUCACCUAAGUUCAAAGCUGAUGCUUCUGUGACAGUUCCUAAAAUGGAAGGAGAAUUUAAAGCCCCCGAUUUGGAGGUUUCCACACCAGGUAUCAAAGGUGAUAUAAAGUCACCAGGUCUUGAUAUUACAACCCCCAGUAUCAGCGCAAAUCUUCCUGAUGUUAACAUUGGAGGUCCUGAUAUCAAUCUUAAGAAACCUAAGGUCAAACUUCCAAGUGGAAAUAUUGAUAUAGCUGGUCCAAAAAUGGAAGGUGAUCUGAGAAUCCCAGGUAUUGACACAAACAUUAAUGCCCCUGACAUCAAACUUAAAGGACCUACAGUGAAUCUGCCUUCGGUGGACAUUUCUGCUCCUUCAUUCUCUGCAUCUGAUCUUGAUAUUAACUUGAAAGGACCAAAAGUAAAAGGUGAUGUCAGUCUUCCUACAGCAUACCUGGAAGGUCCAGAAGGAAAACUAAAAUUUCCCAAGUUCUCACUGCCCAAGAUAGGGAAACCAAGUCUGAAUUUAGAAGGAGCUGAUGUGCAGCUGCCCUCAGCAAGUGUGGAUGUAUCAGCUCCAAGUAUUGAAGGAGGUGUGAGUGUUCCUGCAACUGAAGGAGUAGAUGCAAAACUGAAGGGACCUAAGGUGACUAUGCCAUCAGUAAACCUUUCAAUGCCCCAAGUCUCUGGACCUGAUUUUGAUGUAAACUUGAAAGGACCAAAACUAAAAGGAGACCUGGAUGUUUCUAGUGACCUUAAAGGUCCAAAGGUGGACAUACAUGCACCAGAUGUUGAUAUAAAAGGCUUUGGAGGAAAGCUUAAAAUGCCCAAAUUUAAAUCUCCAACUUUGGAGGGACCUCAAGCAGAUCUGAACAUGAAAGGGGACAUUGGAUUUUCUGCCCCACAAAUUGAGGGGGGCAUGAAAGCACCAGGUAUGGAUGUCCAUCUCAGUGCCACAGACCUUGAUAUCAAAGGGCCUACAGUGAAAAUGCCAUCGGUAGGUAUUUCUGCCCCAGAUUUUGAUGUAAAUUUGAAAGGACCAAAGUUAAAAGGAGAUCUUGAUCUUUCUGGUGGCAUUAAAUCCCCAAAAGUGGCUAUAGAUGCACCAGAUGUUAACUUGGAAGGUCCAGGAGGUGCGAUUAAACUUCCUUCACUGAAGCUUCCCCAAUUUGGCAUUUCUAGUCCUCAUGUUGAGGGGUCUAACAUGGGUGUGAGUAUUGAAGGACCACAAAUUAAAGGAGACCUUGCUGGCUCAGGGAUUGAUGGAGAUUUGAAAGGGCCUGCAUUUAAAAUGCAACCACUUCAAGUUUCAGCUCCAAAAAUCUCUGCACCCGACAUUGACUUAAACUUAAAAGGACCAAAUCUAAAGGGUGAUGUUAAUAGUGCUGGUGAUGUUAAAGGCCCAAAAGUUGGAGUGGAAGCACCAGAUAUCAGCAUCAAAAGUUCAAGUGGAAAUAUUCAAAUACCAUCAGUAAAACUGCCCAAAUGUGACAUUUCAGGUUCCCAAGGCAUGAAGGUUUCUGGGAUGGGUAUUGCAACUAAUGCUCCUGAUAUCAGUUUAACAGGUCCUGCCUUCAGUAUAUCAACACCAAAAGUUUCUGGGUCAGAUUUUGAUGUAAAUUUGAAAGAACCUAAAAUCAAAGGAGGUUUCGGCAUUUCUGGAGACAUGAAAGCUCCUGAUGUAAAUGUUGGGGCACCACACUUGGGCAUUCAGCAUUCAGGUGGUGAAUUCAAAGGGCCACAGCUUUCAUCUUCUGGUUUUGAUGUAGAAAUGAAUGUGCCAGAUGUUGCAGGGGGUCUUCAUGUUUCUGGACCAAAGGUAGAAGGUGGUCUGAAAGGUCCCAAGGUAGGAAUCAAAGGUCCUGGCAUAGAUAUGAAUUUUCCACAAAGUAACUUAGAAAGUGCAUCAGGAAAAGUGACAUUCCCCAGGAUGAAAUUGCCUAAAUUUGUGUCUUCAGGGCAUGAGGUAACUGGAAGAGAAGUAGGGGUUGAUGUUAACUUCCCUCCGCCAGAUGCCAGUCUCCAGGCUGGUGCGGUGGAGGCUGAGUUUGAAGAGCCAGAUGUCAAACUUAAGAAAUCUAAAAUUAAGAUGCCAAAGUUUAAUUUUUCAAAACCUAAAGGCAAAGGCACCAUUGUUGGCUCACCGGAAGCCUCAGUGUCCAUUUCAGGAUCUAAAGGAGAUUUAAAAAGUUCCAAGGCAAGUCUAGGUUCUAUGGAGGGUGAACUGGGGGGAGGGGAAGCUGCUGCCACUUCACCUAAAGGGAAGUUUUCGUUAUUUAAAAGCAAAAAGCCACAUCAUCGAUCAUCUUCCUUUAGCGAUGAACAUUCCUCCCAGUCAACCCCCACUGGCACCUUGGAGUUUGAGUGCAGCUCAGGAGCAGAGAAAGAAAAGCAGGCCAAGAUGAAAUUUGGAACGUUUGGAGGGAUAGGGUCAAAAACUAAAGGUUCUUAUGAGGUAACUGGAAGUGACGAUGAAGCAGGAAAGAUGCCAGGGAGUGGGGUCUCGUUAACAUCCCAGAAACCCCGCCUGUCUUCCUCUUCGAGUAAUGACAGCGGGACAAAGGGGGGGUUCCGAGUGCCAGCGGUAGAACUGACCGUUGCCAAAAAGAAAGAGUAAAGCGUCCGUGUAUAUAUGUCUGUGUAUGUGUAUAUAUAUAUCUAUCUUCUGUGUUUGUAUAUAAAUUUCAUAGCUUGAAAUAUUUUCAACCUCAGCAAUAAAAUGAAUGGUGCCUAGUGAAAUGUUAGAUGUCAUGUUGCCUACUCAAAAGAGAGGAGAGUUUAAAAGCAAGUGACCCUGGAGCUGUACCACAGUUCAUCUGAUGUAUUUGAAAGUUUCUUUGUGUUCAUGAUAUUUGGUUUGCGCAUUAAAUGCUGAGAGCUUAAGUUUACUAGCAAGCUAUUUUGAUAUCCUUUUCAUUUUACUGGAUAUUUUCAGUGUCGGUUUAUGGAAAUAAUGUUUCCAUUUUAAUUACCUUUUGGCUUUUAUUUGCAGGGCUUACAUUUCUAUAAUGAGAAUGGAUAUAUUGAAAACACUGUAAAAUAUAUAGAUGCAACUGAAAUAUGUCACUUUCCCUUGUAAUGUGGGGUUUAAAAUGACACGGAGUGUUUAUCACAGAAAGCUGUGGUUUCUAUUAGCUUUGGUAGUUGUGGUGGUAAGAAAAGUACCCCACUUUAAUUUAAGACUAGAGAAUCCGGGCUGCUUUUGAUAAAUGUCAUGAAGAAAAACAGAAUUUACCAAUAAACGACUAACCUGUUUUGGGUUGGAUUCGACUGACACCAUCUUAGUUGUCUCCAUAUAUUUGUUUCAUUAUUUGUAUUAUAAGAGAGGACUUUUCUUAGUUAUGGUGCAAAAAUCUGUGACUGCCACUUUUCUGAUAUUUGUUAUAAUUUCUGUUAACAAAUGUAUCUUGAUUUAAAAAAAAUCUUUCAGCACUUUAAUGGCAAAUGAAUUGAGAAUGUAAGAAGAUUGAUCUUGUAAAAUGCAAAUAAACUGUUUAUUAACCUUG